Messenger RNA from Nerophis lumbriciformis (worm pipefish), 2142 nucleotides. Lineage: Eukaryota; Metazoa; Chordata; Actinopteri; Syngnathiformes; Syngnathidae. The record is from RefSeq and is a predicted model, not a curated record.
GUAUUAAAACUACAACUCCCAGACGUCUCUUGCGCAUUUGCGUGACGUCAUCACGCAAUUGAAUGGGCUCUCGGAUUUAAAAGUUGGGAAAGCGACGGUGUUGUAGACCAACUCCAACAUGAACUGGGAUCGCCAGUUGAGCUCCAUUCUGUCAGCAGCAGAUGACAGUGUGGCCAAAAUGAGGGAGAGACUAACCGUACUAGGGAACGCCCCCAAAAGGGAAGCAGAGUACUUUCCAUUCACGGACAAGAGUUAUGCUGCAGAUUUUGGCACCACCACCACCACCACCACCGUUCCGUCUCUGAGUCCACCACAAGGUCUUCCAUCUUUCAGCUCCAGUGUGCAGUGGGCAGACGUAACCUCCAUACUGUCGCAGCUCCAGACACAGAAGCAGGCGAUUGAGUCUCUCACCAUGAAAGUCGGUGACGUGGAAAGGGAGAAACAAUGUCAACAACGCCACAUCCACACGCUACAAGUGGAGGUGAGCAGGUUGCGUGAAGACCUGAGCCAGAAGAGAAGAGAGACUUAUGACCGUCAAGGAGUGGAUCAAGGGAUGGAGCAGUGGAUUAGAGAUGCAGGUGUGGAUUGGAGCAGCUGGCCCCGACCUACGCCGCUAGACGUCCCCAAGGAGAGUUUGAGCUCCAAGGUGUGCCGAGAGGAUCUGCAACAGCUGCAGAAGGAGGUCGAGCAACUGAAAAUGCGCCUGAGAAGACAAGAGGAGGCCACCAUGCUCCAGGAGAAAGAGGCCAGAGAGACCCGGCGACUGUACCAACAUAGCUGCCAGAUGGUCCAGGAGCUGACAGAGCGCUGCAGAACUCACAGCACAGACCUGGCCAACACCACCUCCGACUGUUCCCACACACAGCAGGAGGUCCGCCGUAUCGGCGCCACCGUGUCGGGACUGGAAGGCGAGGUCAGGCGUCUUCGAGAGCGGGAGGCUGUGACGCCGGCACGCACCUCGCCCCUCCCGAACCCACCCGCCACCAGGAGCAGGUUCGCAGUUGAAGAGGCAGCGAGGGACUCCGACUUGGAGGACUUGAGCUCGAUUCCGAGCUUGGCUGACAUCAGCUCAGAGGAGCUGUCCCUGCUGGAUGACCUGUCUCCUCAUUACAAACCAGCAGAGCGUCAGAGCGGCGAGUCCCGAGUAAAGAUUGACUUUGCUGGUGACGACGGGGACCAGGAUUUCGAAUCUGACCUGAGUCUGACUGACCUCUGACCCUCUUUGCGCGAGGUCAGUGACUGGAACUCACGUUUUCAGAAUGGGAAACAGAAUAUGUUAUUGAUCCCACGGGGGAAAUGUGGAAUGUUCUCAUGGUGUCUUCAUUGCAAAUGCGUUGCGAUGUAUGAGAAGGCUUGUGAGAGAGCUCGUGUUUGGUCCCGUGUGACACGCCCACGCAUCGCCACUGUACUAUGAACAAAACAAAGCACCAGGAAGGAUGAGUACAAACUACACGGCUGCUCUAAUUAGAAAACUUUAUCCCCGGCAUAAUAUCACAUUUAAUUCAUUAAUUAAUACCAUGACAUUACAGAGUGGAAACGUGAGCAACACUAGCAUAGCUAUGUUAGCGCCUGCGCUAACAGCAAUUGGUAUACGUGCUCACUUUGUUGCGUUGCAUUUCUGCACCACUACAAUCACAACAAUAAACAUCGUAACGUGUGUAACAAAGCAUUAUGUGAUCAUGUAAUACAUUUACACCCUAUUAUGUAAUAACGCCACCUUUCGUAAUAAUCUGUCUGUAACUUGUUUCAUAUUGCACACAUUGAUGGAAUUAAAACAUUUUCCAUGUUUUAUUUAUACUAGUGUAUUUAAUUCUUAGUAUCAUGUAUAGCAUAGUAUUAGCACAACAUCAUCCAAAUUGCACAAGUGUAUGUCUUCCAAUAUUUCGGUGUACUGCUAAUUUUCAUGUCAGUAGUACUUCAUUAGUGUGACUUUUGUGUCUUACUUGCAAUCACGUCCUUAAUUAUAAUUUGAGAUCGAUUCUUUAUUGGCCGGGCCGAUUAUCUGCGCUGAUAUUUGGCAUUUUUAUUUUAUUUUUAUUUUUUCAUCUUUUUAAUUAAAUCAACAUAAAAACACGAGAUACACUUACAAUUAGUGCACCAACCCAAAAAAACACCCCUCCCCCAUUCACACUCAUUCACACA